AUGUGUGGGCCAGAUAUUAAAAUAGAGUUUUAUGCAUAUUCUACCUGUAUCUCUGUAUAUAUGUACAACAUGUUCCCCUGGUUGGGUCCGUGGAUUAAGAACCUGAUGCGGCUGAAGAAAAAUGUUGCUGAUAUGAAGAUGGAGGUGACAGAGCUGGUGAGGGGCCUGAAGGAGACUCUGAACCCUCAUAUGUGUAGAGGCUUUGUGGACUCGUUCCUCGUCCGAAAGCAGACCCUGGAGGAAUCUGGAAAUAUGGAUUCUUUCUAUCAUGACAACAACCUGGUAUUUAGUGUUGGUAACCUGUUUGGUGCUGGUACCGACACCACCGGGACAACCCUGCGCUGGGGUCUGCUGCUAAUGGCCAAGUACCCCCAUAUUCAGUACCGGGUUCGGGAGGAGAUCAGCAGGGUCAUAGGAAGUCGUCAGCCCUUAGCAGAGGACAGGAAGAACCUGCCCUACACUGAUGCAGUGAUCCAUGAGACCCAGAGACUGGCCAACAUUGCACACAUGGCCAUCCCUCACAACACCAGCCGAGAUGUCACCUUCCAGGGAUACUUCAUCAAGUGUCCUAUGCUUCACUCUCACUGCAGGGGACAUCUGAUUCCUCUACUGACGUCGGUCCUACAAGGCAAUAGCGAAUGGGAGAGCCCCCACACUUUUAACCCCACCCACUUUCUGGAUGAGCAGGGAGGAUUUGUCAAGAGGGACGCCUUCAUGGCCUUUUAUGCAGGUCGUAGGGUGUGUCUGGUGGAGGGUCUGGGCAGGAUGGAGCUCUUCCUCUUCUUCACCUCCCUCCUGCAGCGCUUUCGUUUCUCUCCUCCUCCUGGAGUAACAGAGGAUGAUCUGGACCUCACACCAUCCUUGGGGUUCACCCUCAAUCCUUCACCUCACCAGCUCUGUGCUGUGAUCCAGAUCUGAGAUGCAGUGGCAAUUUUAACACGAAAAUAUUGGUGGGGCAAACUCAAUCAGAAAAAUGAAUAUGCACUGAAACAUUACACAUUAAAUGUAAGGGUUUCUGUUACUUGGGCCACAGAAAGGGGAGAGGUCAAGCUUGUCUUCAUAUGUAAACAUAUCUUUUAAACCAUGUGAAGGGGUGAUUGAGGGGGAACCAA
Molecule: messenger RNA, 1112 nt
Organism: Oncorhynchus tshawytscha (Chinook salmon)
Lineage: Eukaryota; Metazoa; Chordata; Actinopteri; Salmoniformes; Salmonidae
Product: cytochrome P450 2K1-like
Exons: 6
Coding region: 1-918 (305 amino acids)
Biological process (GO): xenobiotic metabolic process
Cellular component (GO): intracellular membrane-bounded organelle; cytoplasm
Molecular function (GO): oxidoreductase activity, acting on paired donors, with incorporation or reduction of molecular oxygen, reduced flavin or flavoprotein as one donor, and incorporation of one atom of oxygen; heme binding; iron ion binding
Source: RefSeq, a predicted model, not a curated record